Choloepus didactylus (southern two-toed sloth) is the source of this 2111-nucleotide messenger RNA. It is a transcript of the gene CTSA, whose product is annotated as cathepsin A. Gene Ontology annotation, biological process: proteolysis. The record is from RefSeq and is a predicted model, not a curated record. Bases 282 to 1712 code for a protein of 476 amino acids. The transcript has 15 exons. Lineage: Eukaryota; Metazoa; Chordata; Mammalia; Pilosa; Megalonychidae. Gene Ontology annotation, molecular function: serine-type carboxypeptidase activity.
CCCACACUCGGGUUAUCUAAUCGCGGGCGCCCGAGGUACGACCCGCGAGGUCCGCAGACUCUAACCUGACGUGGACCGCCACUGUCCCUCCUCUCCACCCCCACCCCUCACCAGACCCGCAGAGACCAACCAAGGGGCCAGGAAAAUUGUCACAUGAAGCCGGGAUUCACGUGACUCGGAGUACACGUGAUCUCCAGUCGCCCGGCACCUCCGGGAGAGUAAGGACGCAGGGGACCAGUCUCUGGACACCUCCUGGAGAGUAAGGACGCGGGGAAGCAGAGAUGGUUCGCGCCACGCCGCCGCCACUGCUCCUAUUGUUGCUGCUUCUCUCCCAGGAGCCCCGAAGCAAGGCAGCCCCCAAGCAGGACGAGAUCCAGUGCCUCCCUGGGCUGGCCAAGCAGCCGUCUUUCAACCAGUACUCCGGCUACCUCAGAGGCUCCGGCUCCAAACGCCUGCAUUACUGGUUUGUGGAGUCCCAGAAGAACCCCGAGGAAAGCCCUGUGGUGCUUUGGCUCAACGGGGGUCCGGGAUGCAGCUCCCUGGAUGGCUUGCUCACAGAGCACGGCCCCUUCCUGGUCCAGCCAGAUGGCAUCACCCUGGAGUACAACCCCUAUUCUUGGAACCUGGUUGCCAAUAUGUUAUACCUCGAAUCCCCAGCUGGGGUGGGCUUCUCCUACUCAGAUGACAAGUAUUAUGUGACCAACGACACUGAGGUCGCCCAGAACAAUUUUGAGGCUCUCCAAGAUUUCUUCCGCCUCUUCCCAGAGUACAGGGACAAUGAACUUUUCCUUACGGGCGAGAGCUACGCCGGCAUCUACAUCCCCACCCUGGCCGUGCUGGUCAUGCAGGACCCCAGUAUGAACCUGCAGGGACUUGCUGUGGGCAAUGGACUCUCCUCCUAUGAGCAGAAUGACAACUCCCUGGUCUAUUUUGCCUACUACCAUGGUCUCCUGGGGAACAGGCUCUGGUCUUCACUCCAGACCCACUGCUGCCCUCAAAACAAGUGUAACUUCUAUGACAACAAAGACCCAGAAUGUGUGACUAGUCUUCAGGAAGUGUCCCGCAUCGUGGCGAACUCCGGCCUCAACAUCUACAACCUCUACGCCCCGUGUGCCGGGGGGGUGCCUGGCCAUUUAAGGUAUGAGAAGGACUCGAUUGUGAGCCAGGACUUGGGCAACAUCUUCACUCGCCUGCCACUCAAGCGGGUGUGGCAUCAGGUGCUGCUGCGUUCUGGGGCUAGGGUGCGCUUGGACCCCCCCUGCACCAACACCACAGCCCCCUCUACCUACCUCAACAACCCUUACGUGCGCAAGGCCCUCCACAUCCCCGAGCAGCUGCCCAGCUGGGAAAUGUGCAACUUCCUGGUGAAUAUGCAAUACCGCCGUCUCUACCAAACUAUGAACUCCCAGUACCUUAAGCUGCUCAGCUCACAGAGGUACCGGAUCCUGCUGUACAAUGGAGAUGUGGACAUGGCCUGCAAUUUCAUGGGGGAUGAGUGGUUUGUGGAUUCCCUCAACCAGAAGAUGGAGGUACAGCGCAGACCCUGGUUGGUGGACUACGGGGAGAGCGGGGAGCAGAUUGCUGGCUUCGUGAAGGAGUUCUCCCACUUUGCCUUUCUCACCGUCAAGGGCGCUGGACACAUGGUCCCCACCGACAAGCCCCGGGCUGCUCUCACCAUGUUCUCCCGCUUCCUGAACAAGGAGCCUUACUGAUGAGCGUGGGACCAGCACCCCCACAGCCAGACCCAGCACCUCCCAGUCUCUCUCAGCCUCUCCUGCUAGGAGGGAGGCCUUGCUUUAUGCACAACGUCCCUGCGGGACAGGUCCCUGCCUCCAGAGCUGGCCCACACCAUCCCACAGCUCCAUGUGCCUCACACCAGGCACCAGUGCCUCCCGCAGACAGCCUAGGGGUGAGUUAGCACUUUAUUCCUGCCACAGUUCCUGCCUGGGGUGGGGCCUGGCCCCCUCCCCUGCUUAAGGAAUGCCCCUCUUGAUGCACUGAUCCCACCCCAGGAACCCAGCUGGGCUCUGGAUGGCCCAUGGGGGAGCGGGGUGGGUGGACUAAUUCUGGAUUGAGUGUGAUUAUGGAAUUAAAUCAGGUACAGCUUAAAA